AUGGCUUCCAACAAUGACCUCCCAAUGCCAUCUUGGCCGCUCACCCCACCGGACGCAUCGGAUUUUCCGCCAACGAACAUGAAGCAUAUGUCCUCGGUUAUUACAGCAAUUCAUGUUAUGUCUACCGAGCGUGCGGCACUCACACAUCUCGAGCGACUAUAUCAAACAGAUGCCCGAGCGCAGCAAGAGCUUGCGCGAGCAGUAGAUUGCAUUGCGCAAAGUGUCCGCGAUGGAGGCAAGCUGGUGGUUUGCGGGGUGGGGAAAAGUGGGAAAAUUGGACGAAAGGUUGAAGCUACAAUGAAUAGUUUGGGUAUAUACUCUGCCUUUUUGCAUCCGACUGAGGCUUUACAUGGAGAUUUGGGAUUGGUUCGACCGAAUGAUACAAUGCUUCUCAUAUCGUUCUCUGGUCGUUCUCCCGAGCUAUUAUCUCUACUUCCACACAUUCCGACCUCGGUUCCUAUCAUCGCCUUGACUUCACAUACAGAGCCGUCCGAAUGUCCCUUAUUAUCUCUGCAUGUCCCCUCAGGUAUGGGAAUACUCUUAUCGGCUCCAAUUCACGAGGACGAAGAGGCGUCAUUGGGAGUUAGCGCACCUACAUCAUCUACUACAGUAGCCUUGUGCCUGGGUGAUGCACUAGCGAUCGCAAUAGCACGCAAGUUACAUACAGCCCCCGACAAGGGACCAGCAGAGGUCUUCAAAAGCCAUCAUCCCGGCGGAGCAAUCGGAGCGGCACAUGCAGCAGCACUAUCUCGAACACCACUGACAACGCCAUCAAGCGGGGCCUCGAACAAAACAUUCGAUUCCCCGUCCUCAUCCAUUUCCCUACAAUGGGACGACCUAAAUAGCACUUCCAGCAUCCCCACUUUCUCUCUCCAGUUACCACCAGCACAUCAACGUAUUCCUCCAGGUAUACUUGUUCCUCUCGAUCAAAUACCCAAUGUAUCAUCAGCGACAAGACAAAAUCCCAGCGACAUCCGUCUACUCGACAUACUGUUAACAGCGAUUCAGCAUCCCAAUGCAAAGUCUUGGGUAUUUCUUUCUCCGAAUGAAAUAGUUCCGCCUCGACGAAUCUGGUCUUUCCUUUCUCGACAUACUAAUGUGGAUAUGCCUGUUGCUGAUGCUUUGGCUAAAGACUCAAGCUAUUCGCUGGUGGUGGCUCGAAACAACUGGCUUUUAGUACCAGAGUCAACCCCGCUUGCUGAAUUGCAACAUAUGGUCUCCACAUCCCGAACUGGAGGGACCCCGAUAUCUGUCAUUGCUGUGAUGAAGGAUAUCGCCUAUCCUAACACAUGUAUAGGGGUGACAGAGGCAGAGGAUUUAUGGGGUGAAUAA
Penicillium angulare is the source of this 1332-nucleotide messenger RNA. RefSeq lists its product as uncharacterized. Gene Ontology annotation, biological process: carbohydrate derivative metabolic process. Gene Ontology annotation, molecular function: carbohydrate derivative binding. NCBI's taxonomy places the organism in Eukaryota, Fungi, Ascomycota, Eurotiomycetes, Eurotiales, Aspergillaceae. The transcript is spliced from 2 exons. The record is from RefSeq and is a predicted model, not a curated record. Bases 1 to 1332 code for a protein of 443 amino acids.